GGGUUAAAACCAGCUGUGGUGAUGGUGCUGGCUCAGACCAUCUUUGCAGGGCUCAAUAUAUUCUAUAAGCUGGCAACCAAAGAUGGGAUGGACGUUCGAAUCUUGGUUGCUUACAGAUACCUCUUCGCUACCAUUGCCUUGGUUCCCAUUGCUUUUUUCGUCGAAAGAAAUAGUAGACCAAAGUUGACAUGGAUGGUCACCUUCCAAGCAUUUCUUUGCGGCUUAUUUGGGGGGACGAUGUCCCAAAACUUUUACUUGUCAAGCUUAAAGUUAACAUCAGCAACAUUUUCAGCGGCCAUGUUAAACCUUAUUCCAGCCAUAACCUAUAUAAUGGCCGUGAUUUUGGGGCUAGAGAGGCUGGGGAUUCGGACAUUACCCGGGAAAGCAAAGUUGGUGGGGACAAUCAUAGGCAUUGGAGGAGCAAUGGUGCUGACGUUCUACAAAGGUGUGGAGAUCAACAUUUGGUCAACCGAUAUUGACCUUACUCGUGGGCUUGGGAGCAAAGCCUUCAUGUCAGCUUCACACCCAGAGUCUGAUAAUCACGUACUGGGUUCAUUACUGGCUCUAGGUUGCUGUUUCUCUUAUGCACUCUGGUUAAUUAUUCAGGCUAAGAUGAGUGAAAGGUACCCAUGCUACUUAUCAAGCACGGCUCUAAUGUGUAUAAUGGGGUCAAUACAGAGCGUCUUUUACGCUUUAUGCAUGGAGAGGAAGUGGGAGGAAUGGAGGCUUGGAUGGAACGUCAGGCUUUGGACAGUGGCUUAUGCGGGAAUACUUGCAUCGGCAUUGAUGUUUGCGAUGAUAGCGUGGGGAGUAAGAACAAAGGGUCCAUUAUUUGUAUCAAUUUUCAACCCUCUUGUGCUUGUGUUGGUGGCAAUCAUGGGCUCCUUGCUUCUCAAUGAGAAACUACAUGUUGGAAGCGUUGUAGGGGCAGUACUGAUAGUGGUGGGGUUGUAUGUGGUGCUUUGGGGGAAAGGGAAGGAGAUGAAGAAGAUGUCCCAACUUAUGCCCUCCAAGAGCUCCAGAGAAGCGGAGCAAAUCGAGGUGAUUGUCACUACUACCAAUCCCUCUUCUUCACUCGCUACCAAAGACACCUCCUCCAACAACAUCCCUAACAUUGACUUCUCAAAUAAUGCUACUCAUAAUUUGGCCACAGCUGCCUAAGCUGUAUCAACAGCUGCAGAAGAAGAAAAGGAAGAGGAGGAGGAGGAAGAAAUGGUGGUGUACCAUCACCAACCAUAGAACAUUUAUAUAUAAUUGUUAUUUAGCAUCUGGAAAGGACCUUCAAUAUUGUUCUUCCAUAUAUUAAGAAGAAAUGGCCAUAAAAACAAAAGAGAGACAAAUGGAGGGGUGGUGGUCAUGUUAUAUCCUAAAGCCAUAGCCCUUGAAUUCAGGCAAUUUUAUAAGUAGAAGUACUAAGGAACUCUCUUUGUAGUCGUGGGCCUCGUGGGUGGUUCGACCUUUAAUUUUAAUUUUAAUUUUUUUUUCAAAUUUACUAUGUACAUACAAAAAUGCAACAGAAAAUAAGAUAGUAAUGGUGUAAUAAGUUCUUUUGA
Macadamia integrifolia is the source of this 1553-nucleotide messenger RNA. Its product is annotated as WAT1-related protein At1g68170-like. Gene Ontology annotation, cellular component: plasma membrane. Gene Ontology annotation, molecular function: transmembrane transporter activity. The record is from RefSeq and is a predicted model, not a curated record. NCBI's taxonomy places the organism in Eukaryota, Viridiplantae, Streptophyta, Magnoliopsida, Proteales, Proteaceae. The transcript is spliced from 7 exons. The coding region runs from base 22 to 1161 and encodes 379 amino acids.